GACCGCCAUCAUGGUGAAACUCUUUAUAGGCAACCUUCCCCGGGAGGCCACAGAGCAAGAGAUUCGUUCCCUUUUUGAGCAGUACGGACGGGUCCUGGAGUGCGACAUUAUCAAGAACUACGGCUUUGUGCAUAUUGAGGACAAGACAGCUGCUGAGGAUGCCAUCCGCAACCUGCACCACUUCAAGUUGCAUGGGGUCUGCAUCAAUGUGGAGGCCAGUAAGAACAAGAGCAAAGCCUCCACUAAGCUUCAUGUAGGCAACAUUAGUACCUCUUGCACCAAUCUGGAGCUGCGUACCAAGUUUGAGGAGUAUGGCCCCGUGCUUGAGUGCGACAUUGUCAAGGAUUAUGCCUUUGUGCACAUGGAGCGAGCAGAGGAUGCUGUUGAGGCCAUCAGGGGUCUUGACAACACAGAGUUUCAAGGCAAACGAAUGCGCGUGCAGUUGUCCACCAGCCGGCUCAGGACUGCGCCCGGGAUGGGAGACAAGAGUGGCUGCUACCGGUGUGGGAAGGAGGGUCACUGGUCUAAAGAGUGCCCGGUAGAUCGCACGGGGCAAGUGCCCGAGUUGACCGAAACUUAUAGCGAGCAAUACGGAGCAGUGCGCACCCCCUACCCCACGGGCUAUGGGGAGGCCAUGUAUUACGAUGACCCCUAUGGAAUGGUGGACUACUAUAAACGGUACCGCGCGAGGUCCGCCGCGUACGGGGCUUCUGCAUACGACACAUAUGCGGAGCACACCAUGGUCCAGUAUUCCCAGUACGCCCAGUACUCGCAAGCACAAGCCACAGCGGCCGCAGCCAUGGCCAAUCGCCUUUCUACCACCUUAGACCCUUACGACAGGGCCUUGCUGCCUGCCUCGGGAACUGCAGCAGCGGUAGCUGCCGCUGCUGCAGCCGCGUCUUCCUCCUUUUAUACCCGGGAUAGAAGUCCCCUGCGUCGCUCGGCAGCUGCGGCUUCCACCGUUGGAGACGUGUAUGGAUACGAGCGUGUUCAACUGUCUCCCGUCCCGCGAUCCUCCCUCUACGAUGUCCAGCGGUUCGGGCGGGAUGCGUACGCGGAAAGGUUGCGGUACACUGCGUUUUGAUUCUGGAGGUAGGCUAUUUGAGGGCUGGAUGUCGGGUUCCUGUGGUACAUCCGCGGCAAAACAGUACCAGGCUUCACGAUGUGAUGAUUUGUGUUUAGCAUGAUGUCAUUAAUGGACAUUUUGUCUCUCUUUGAAGCUUAGUGA
Molecule: messenger RNA, 1228 nt
Organism: Euleptes europaea (tarantolino)
Lineage: Eukaryota; Metazoa; Chordata; Lepidosauria; Squamata; Sphaerodactylidae
Product: RNA-binding protein 4B-like
Exons: 3
Coding region: 11-1084 (357 amino acids)
Biological process (GO): mRNA splicing, via spliceosome
Cellular component (GO): cytosol; nuclear speck
Molecular function (GO): zinc ion binding; mRNA binding
Source: RefSeq, a predicted model, not a curated record